Messenger RNA from Peromyscus eremicus (cactus mouse), 6219 nucleotides. RefSeq names its product erythrocyte membrane protein band 4.1 like 5 (gene Epb41l5). The coding region runs from base 220 to 2412 and encodes 730 amino acids. Gene Ontology annotation, molecular function: cytoskeletal protein binding. Gene Ontology annotation, cellular component: cytoskeleton. The record is from RefSeq and is a predicted model, not a curated record. Lineage: Eukaryota; Metazoa; Chordata; Mammalia; Rodentia; Cricetidae. The transcript has 25 exons.
CGGGGAUUAGCGCAGGGUGGGCUCGCCCCUGGCGCCGCCAUUUCUCUGCGUCUUCCGAGACCCGUCCUCGUCUCGGGCCGGCUGGGCGUCUCUCCCCGAGGGUCGUGCGCGCCUGUCGUCGUGGUCUCGGUGGCUGCACGGUCUUUACCCCCCCAGUCAAGGUUGUCGGGGGUCUUCCUCCCGGCUGUCGUUUUCACCGCUGGUUUUGUGGUGGCAGAAAUGCUGAGCUUCCUGAGAAGAACGCUUGGCCGCCGGUCCAUGCGCAGACAUGCUGAGAAGGAGCGACUCCGCGAGGCUCAGCGCGCUGCCACGCACAUUCCUGCCGCGGGAGACGCCAAGUCCAUCAUCACGUGCAGGGUGUCCCUUCUGGAUGGCACCGAUGUCAGUGUGGACUUGCCGAAAAAAGCCAAAGGACAAGAGCUGUUUGAUCAAAUUAUGUAUCACCUGGACUUGAUUGAAAGUGACUAUUUUGGUCUGAGAUUCAUGGAUUCAGCCCAAGUAGCUCAUUGGUUGGACAGUACGAAAAGCAUCAAAAAGCAAGUAAAAAUUGGCUCUCCCUACUGUCUUCAUCUUCGAGUCAAGUUCUAUUCCUCGGAACCAAACAAUCUUCGGGAGGAGCUGACCCGGUAUUUAUUUGUUCUGCAGUUAAAACAAGAUAUUCUCAGUGGGAAAUUAGAGUGUCCUUUUGAUACAGCCGUUCAGUUGGCAGCUUAUAAUCUGCAAGCUGAACUUGGCGACUAUGAUCUUGCUGAACACAGUCCUGAACUUGUCUCUGAGUUCAGGUUUGUGCCCAUUCAGACUGAAGAGAUGGAACUGGCUAUUUUUGAGAAAUGGAAGGAAUACAGAGGUCAGACACCAGCACAAGCUGAAACCAAUUAUCUGAAUAAAGCCAAAUGGCUAGAAAUGUAUGGAGUUGAUAUGCAUGUGGUCAAGGCUAGAGAUGGGAAUGACUAUAGCUUGGGACUAACUCCAACAGGAGUCCUUGUUUUUGAAGGAGAAACCAAAAUCGGCUUGUUUUUCUGGCCCAAGAUAACCAGAUUGGAUUUUAAGAAGAAUAAACUAACUCUAGUGGUUGUGGAAGAUGAUGAUCAGGGUAAAGAACAAGAGCAUACCUUUGUCUUUAGACUAGAUCAUCCAAAGGCCUGCAAACACUUAUGGAAAUGCGCCGUGGAGCACCAUGCCUUCUUCCGUCUCCGAGGACCUGUCCAAAAGAGUGCUCAUCGAUCAGGAUUCAUUCGCCUAGGAUCGCGGUUUAGAUAUAGUGGAAAAACAGAAUAUCAGACCACAAAAACUAACAAAGCAAGAAGAUCAACCUCCUUUGAAAGAAGGCCCAGUAAGCGAUACUCCCGGCGGACCCUCCAAAUGAAAGCAAGCACAACAAAACCUGAAGAUCUUGGUGUUCAUAAUGCUUCAACCCAGAAUAAUGACUCCCAACAGGCUUGGAGUAUGAGGUCUCCUGUGCCUGUGACUUCUUCCUCAUCUUCUGGUUCGGUGCUGGUGGAGAUAGAGAAUCUUCCACAGAAUUCUGCAGUAAACCAACACGACAGGAAAUGCUUGCCCCUGAGUGUUGAUUUGCUAAAUAGCCCAGACUUACUAGAAACAACCACUGGUGAUGUAACAAGGACAUCAGAUACUUGGGAAACAUCCGCAGCACCAGAUGACAUUAAUGUGGCCACCAGGCCAAAUGAAUUAGAGGAGCCCAAAGUUGAAUGUGAGAUGUUAAAAGAUGACACAGAGAAGCUCAAGCAGCUGGAAAUGGAGCAGAAUAUCUUGCCAUCUCCACGACCUCCCAUUGACAUUAAUGUCAACAGCCAGGAAGAAGUGGUAAAGUUGACCGAGAAAUGUCUUAAUAACGCCAUUGAGAGCCCAGGAUUGAACGCAGUGAAGGUUCCUCCUGACUUCAAGAGCAAUAUUUUGAAGGCUCAAGUAGAAGCAGUGCAUAAGGCUGCAAGAGAAGACAGUUUAACUCAUAAAAAUGUCAGCGUUCAAGAUGCUGCCACAAACAGUACUGUAUUAGAUGAAAAUAAUGUGCCCCUCUGCAAAGACCCCCUCACUCUGAUGCACGCCACAGCUGCAGACAGUGGAUCUGUACUGAAGGAUGCUACAGAUGAAUUGGAUGCCUUACUUCUUUCUCUGACUGAGAAUUUGAUGGACCACACAGUCACACCCCAGGUGUCUUCAUCAUCUGUGUUCACGCCCCGGUGGAUUAUUCCACAGAGUGCUGCCGCCAUCUCCAGCAGGCUCCCAGGGUGUGGAACAUCUGUGUCGGGGACAGAAGGGUGUGGCACUAAAGAUUCAUUCUCACUGAUGUCCGCCCCAGCCCCGUUCUUGGUAGAUGCUGUGACCAGCUCUGCUCCUCUGGCUGACGAGUCAGCCUUGAAGCAGAAGUGCUUGCUGACUACUGAGCUCUGAGGGUCGCUGCUCCCCACUGUAUCCGCAAGGCCCCGCGCUGUCCUGUUAGCCCUGGAUCCAGCUGAGUGAGUCCUGUACUUGGGGAAAACCUUCUGCCUGGAUUUGACUUCAACUCCGUGAAGAAAGUAGCUACAUUCUCCGUCCAACUGGAAGUCUACCCCACAUAACUGAAGAUACCUCCUCCCCUUCCGUAACUUGAUUUGCAUUGCCAAUUCCCCAGUCAACAAAAUUCACUGGUUUCCUUCGGACUCUUGGCUCCACCUAGCGGUUGCAACUGUUAGAACGACUUCUGGCAAGGCUUGCUGUCGGGAGCAUGUUCAUUGCUGUGUCCUGUAAUGUCAGGGUGGACACACCUGACCUCGGUACCUGCUGGAGAAGCGAAUGGCAUUUUCCUGCGGAUUACCUGGAAGUCAGAAUUUAGGAGACAGAUGAAAACACUGUGAGGUAGAUCUUAGGCCAGCUCUCACAUAGUUACUAGGACUCUUCGGGAAGCCGAGAACAUAGAGGGAUGUAUGUCAUCCACACUUUGAAUCCUGAGCAGUAAUGAUCUUACUGCUCCGAAUUUACUAGAGAUGAAUGUUAGGAACUACAGAGAGAUCAUCUCCAAGUGUGUGUUUCCCAGACCCCCUUUCCUGUAGAUAGCACCGGCAUCAUUCCCCUGUCUGUGAUUGCAGCGUGGGAGGGAGCAGGUGUCUGGUCAGACUUCAGGCCUCAACCUCAGGCCUGUGCUCUCCUUCUGGGCCGGUGGGGAAUGCAGCCCUACCAUGCUUAGCGGUUUGAAGGUCAGUUCAGCGGUGCUCCACACGGGACUGUUUAGACGCAGCCUCUAGUUCCUUUCCGUGUACGCUGAGUUUGUUGACGGCUUUCAAGCUGAAAAGAAAAACCCUGGGCAGAGGUGGGAAUGGCGGUGAGAGAGAUUGGGAUCUUGGCUGAAUCCCCCAGGAAGCUCUGCACAGUAUCGUGAGUGAAGUCAGCUUACAUUAGGGUUCUGUAUUCGUUUUUCAAGUUUUCUAGAAUUCCCCAUUCUUUGUCGGAAAAGAAGUCCUGAUGUUCAAGUAGCGCAUGCUCGUCUAGAAAAGUGUAGGAAAUGGCCCUGUAACCCCAGCCCAGAAACGACACUGAAGGAGUGCUGACUGUGGGCUGAAGGACCAGGACCUCAGUUGCCAUGGGGAUGGGGAUGCUAUGCAGACAGUGGUAAAGCCCUUGGUGUUGCCUUGUUACCAAGCACUGCUGUUAAGCUGUCUCCCGGAGUUCGUUCCGUGUUCUGCCCGUCAUGUGGUGUGUGUGGUGGAGCACUCAUUCUCCUCAGCUAAGAGGACACCAGCUGAGGUGAGGACCGCAGGAACACUGCCAUGAGAUGCAUGAGCUACCUGCUCUGGAGUCGUUAAGAUGCUGUGGGAGGGACUAUUGUCUGCUUAGGCAAAUGCUAGUACCUGUCUGGGAAGCUUGGGGGUUCAGUCUUCCAGUUCCCAGGGGAGCUUCCCAGAUUAGAAACCACUUUUGCUAAAGGAGACAGAAUUGCCCUUCUUGCUGGCUGGCUCCCCUUAGCCAGCAGGCAGCUCAUGCAUUUCAUUGGCAGUCUUUUUGCCAGUCCUCAGUGAUAAGCUGUUUCUCACAGUUGGACACCUAGAACCCGGGGCUUGAUCCAGUACCUACUGGACUAGGUAUCAGAUUUCCAGUGUCUGGAAGAACUGGACAGUCUCGUCAGUUAGCUGUCCUGCAGCUAAGGCAUGGUGGCUUAGAAGUCCUAAUUGUCCGUCCUGUUUAGGAUAGAGCACUGUCCUUCAGGUACCCCAUAACGUUUGUGUCUCCAGAUACUGAAUUCCUGCAGUCAGAAUAUUGCUAGGGACUUCGUCAGGAUUCACUUGAAUCUGCACUAAAAAGAAAAGAAAUCCUAUGUCCUGGUGUCAAGUAGUAAGUUUAGAAUUAAUAUUUGAGUGAUGCAUUUGCCCUGACAGACUAGACACUUGUCAGAUACGUGUCCUGUGCUGCACAGGACAUGUGUUCUGCUCCUCUGAAAAUGGCGGCGGUCUAGCAGGACAGGCCUGCGGGCACCUGUAGAAGUGGUGGAGUGGGGCAGUAUGGGAAGCAGUGGAGAAGGCAGACAGUGAGGCCGGAGGGGAAAACUGCGUUAGGAAGGGCAGCUGCCUGCUGCGUGCCCAGGGGAGCAUCUAGACAAAGUUGGCAUUGUGUCCCUGGCUGGGGUGGGGACUUGGCAUGGAAGUUUCCAGUAAGAUGUGAAGGUUGCAGUUAGCAGACCUAGACUCCACCUCAGCACUGGGAAAGGAGUCUGUACAUGGAAAAGAUCUGGAGACAGACAGUCCUUUCACACAGGCAGGACUCCUGGUCGUCUUUCCUCAUCCUCGGGAGCCUGCGGAACAGAGCUACGAGAAGACUCCUUAGCUUCUUACAUUGCUCUGAGAAAAGCUAGUGAAAAGCAUUCCUUACACGUCCUGCUGGCUGUCGGUAGGCACUUGCUUUGCCCAGGCUCGGGUGCCCUGGGUGUGUCUGGGGAUGAGAUCCCUGAGCUGUUUAUAGGAUCGACUGCUUGUUCUUCUUCCCAUUUAUGGCCAAAACGUGGACCUCUGUUCUCUUAACUGAGCCCAGGCAGUACUUGUCUGCUGGUCACUCGGCUGAUGAAAAGUUGGAAGUUUGUUUCUUUCUGUUGUUGUUGUUGUUUUCUGAGACAGAGUUUCUGGUGUAGCCCUGGCUGUCCUGGAACUCACUCUGUAGACCAGGCUGGCCUCGAACUCAGAGAUCCACCUGCCUCUGCCUCCCGAGUGCCGGGAUUAAGGGCGUGCGCCACCACCGCCUGGCAACUUGGCUGUUUUCUAAGUAAGGGUUUUAAGAAACAUCAUUCUUGUCUUCUCAUUCAGCAAGUGUCGUCUACUCAUGUGUUUUUCACUUUGUGCUGUUGUUUUGAGACACGGCCUCACUAUGUAACCCAGGAUGGUCUGGAACUCAUAGCAGUUCUCCUGCCUCAGCUUUCCAAGUGCAGGGAUCCAGUCAUGAAUGACCAAGCCCAGCACACACUUGUGCUGACAGGUUUUCGCUUGGUUGGUUUAUGGUUUUGAGUUGCUAGGGAUCAGAACCAGAACCUUGGGCGGAGAAUGGUGGCGCAUGCCUGUAAUCCCCGCUCUCAGCAGGCAGAGGCAGGUGGAUCACUGUGAGCUGCAGGCAAACCAAGGCUCCAUAGUGAGACCCUCGUCCCACUCUGCCACGGAGCUGUCUCCAGAUGCAGUAAGUUUGUUCUCUGGAGAGCUAGAGCUGGCAAAGAGUCCCCACUCAGUUCUGCUGGCACGGCCAGGGUCGUCACAGGGGGCAUGGCUGUGUUCACUAACGCUGAUUUACAGCCAGGCGCUAAGCCAGCGGUCCUCAGCCUGUGGGUCAUCACCCCUGUUGGGGUCGUAUAUCCAGUACUCUGAAUAUGAGGUAUUUACAGCAUGGUUCAUAACAGCAGCAAACUCACAGUUUGAAGUAGCAGCAGAUGAUUUUACGGUUGGGGUCCCCACAGCAUGAGGAGCUGUAUUAAGGGUCACGGCAUCGGGCAGGUUGGGGACCACUGCAAGUGCUGGUCCCCAGCUCCGAGAGCAGAGGAGUGCUGCCUGGAGUUCAGAGCAUCGUGUCCUUGUCCGUGAUGCCGCAGGAGGAGAUGGUGGGUCUCAGCCGUGAGAGUCCUGCUGAGAUCCCUUUAUGUAAUCCAGCUCUUGGCCGGGAGUUGAGUGGACUCUGGGAUACAACUGUGUGAUAAAGGAUGUGUGUUUGUCGUCAUUUGUGCGUUUUUUCUGGAAAAAAAUUAAAGACUGG